This is a messenger RNA of Cherax quadricarinatus, 4316 nucleotides long. RefSeq names its product TAR DNA-binding protein-43 homolog (gene TBPH). Lineage: Eukaryota; Metazoa; Arthropoda; Malacostraca; Decapoda; Parastacidae. Gene Ontology annotation, cellular component: nucleoplasm; chromatin. The record is from RefSeq and is a predicted model, not a curated record. Gene Ontology annotation, molecular function: RNA binding. Gene Ontology annotation, biological process: regulation of gene expression.
CGUCACAGAACGAAAAUAACCGAAGAGAGUCGAUGAUUGUUGGCGUCAUCAGUGGUGCAGUUGGUGCGUUGUGUCUCCGUGAGUGUUGCUGUCUGCAUGGUCAACAUGAGUUGUUACAUACAAGUGUGUGAAGAAGAGAAUGAUGAGCCCAUCGAGAUCCCUACUGAGGAUGACGGCACAUUAUUGUUGUCUACACUGGUGGCGCAGUUCCCCGGUGCUUGUGGUCUAAAGUACCGCCAUGCUGAGAGUCGUGGUAUGCGAGGUGUUAGACUCGUCGAUGGUCGCCUUCAUGCACCUGAUGAAGGAUGGAAUUAUGUCUUCGUCUGUGUCUUCCCCAAAGUUUAUAAUAGUGGGACCGGGGCCGACCAAGUUCUGUCGCUGUCUGGCCAAUCAUAUGAAAACAAACGCAAAUCUGAUGACCAUCUGGAGAGUUCCAUGUCGAAAACGAAGAGAAUGGAAAGCAAACAGCGAUGCUCAGAUUUGAUUGUCUUGGGUCUUCCUUGGAAGACAACUGAAAAGGAACUACGCGAGUACUUUGAGCCAUUUGGAGAAGUUCUUAUGGCACAGGUUAAGAAAGACCCAAAGACCAGUCAAAGCAAAGGAUUUGGGUUCAUCAGAUUUGGUAAUUACGAGACGCAAGUAAGAGUUUUGUCACAGCGUCACAUGAUUGAUGGUCGUCUCUGUGAUGUCAAGAUCCCAAAUUCAAAGCAGGAAGGACAAAUUCAGCAGGUGAACAGCAAAGUGUUCAUUGGCCGUUGCACUGAAGACAUUAGCGCUGAUGAUCUGCGAGAAUACUUCAGCAAGUUUGGUGAGGUCACCGAUGUUUUCAUUCCUAAGCCAUUCAGGGCUUUUGCCUUUGUUACGUUCUUAGAUCCUGAUGUAGCUCAGUCUCUCUGUGGUGAGGAUCAUAUAGUGAAAGGCACAUCUGUUCAUGUGUCAAAUGCUGCACCCAAGAGUGACCCCAACCGUGGACCUUUUGGGCGUGGUGGACGCAUGGGUGAUGGGCGAGGGUAUGGUCAGGGUGGCUAUGGGCAGGGUGGCUAUGGACAGGGAAUGAAUAAUGGUGGUAAUUGGAAUCAAGGUGGGAACAGGGAAAUGCCAAACUUGGCAGCCUUGGGUACUUCUUUAGGUCUUGGAGGAUCAGGACAGGGAGGGCAAGGUGGGGGACAAAAUGUUAACCCACUUAAUAUGGGGGCACUGACCAUGCCCAUGCUUGCUGCUCUUAGCCAGGCCAGCUGGGGUCUCCUCGGUAACCUGCAGCAGCAGAACCAAGAUGGCUCCCAAGCACCGGGUGGCUACAACCAGGGAGGGCAGGCCAGUCAAGGAGGACCUACUAGCAAUCCUCCUCCAGUUAAUCAAGGGGGAGGGGGUCAUGGCAGUUGGGGAACUGGUAGCUCAGGUGGAGGCUGGGGAGAUGGUAGUCAGCAGGGUGGGUCUUGGGGCCCUUCUCAGAGCAGGAAGGAGUACAAUAGGUAUGAUAUGUAAGAAUGUUGUGGCAGACCUGGGUGGGUGAAGAGUGGAUGAGACAUCAGGCCAUGACGAGUAGAAUGAUUUGGUAAGACAGUUUACAUCAACUGAGUGUCUGCUGUAAAGUAAAUUCUUUAAUACCUGCCUGCAAAGGCAGAGGGGGUGGCUCAGGGGUGUUAGUGUGUGUGGGUCAAGUCAACACUCCCUCUUCCCUUGUCUGAAGCAUGCUCUAGUUUUAGGAAAGUAUUCACUUUAAUUAUAAUGAAUAAUAUUCACGCUUAGUGUGUAUCGUUUGGUGUGAUCACGUAUGGGUGGGUGCUGGGGCCCAAGUACUUGGCCCUGAAUGUUGUAGCAGUGUUUGAUCACAUGGUAUGAUUGUAAGGGCACUCCUCUCUUGCUGCGUGUAGCCUCCCGGGGCAUGGGUGGUGGCAACCUUGCCAGAAGGAAAGUGACCAACCGUGUGACAGCUAUAUUGUACUGAGAGUGGUAUGGACGUGUGGAUGGCAGAGCUUGCCAAUGCCAGGGCCGUGCAAAACAGUCGGUUCAAUGGGUGUGUAAGUCUCAGUUGCGCGAGAGAGAGGCCCUCUAGACCUUUCAGAGAUGAGUAAUGGUAUCCAGUAACGUAGGUUCACUGGAUUUAUUGCACUUCUUUGAUGGGUGGAGAGGAUCUGAGGCAAUCAGUACCAUGAGCCUGGCUCCAUACCGUUCUCAUGAAACGCUGUUAUUAUAUUAAUGUUACAGUUGACAAUUGAUUUCCAACCUGCUUCACAACACCAUUGUAAUCUAAGGUCACACUUUAUUGCUUACCCCAUAGCUUAGCUGUUCGCCUUUUGUGAACAGUGUGGAACCAGGAGUCUUGUAUAUAGUGUGCGUUUGUUUAAAAGAUUGAGACUGUUAGCAGUUCCUUUCAUCAGAAGUUACUCAUGGAUCAUUUUCCCCACAUACAUUCAGGGAGAAGUUCUGUGUUUAAUGGAUAAAAGUUUGGAAUUGCUGAUAAUUUCACAAGUUAUCAUGUUUCUCACUCUAAUCAGACUCAAUAUUUGCCAGUGUGAGGUGUGACCGAGGAAGCCCUGAGUGUGUAGACUAGGAAGGCCAAGCUAUGAGUGUGUGACAAUGCAAUAUAUUAAUAUAUUUUGAAAGUCUAUAUGAGCAUUGGCCUCUAUUUUAAUACUUUGUGUGCAUCUCUUUAAAAAGAAAAAGUGCACGAGUCUCAUUGGCCUUGUGUAGACUCUGCCCCUUAUUCCCUGCUCAACACAUCUUGCUUAGCAUUCUGUCAAUGAGCACUGCCCAAAUUUAAUAUUAGGAGAGUAAUCUCAUGGCCUAAAUUUUUACUGGAAUUUUGUGUUGAAAGUUUAAUUAUGCUGCAGAUGUUUUUUGUUUGAAACUGAAAUAAGAAUUGCAAAAGUUUGUCAGUUUCAAACUGUGAAUCUGUUCACGGCAAUAAAUCUGCUUCACUUAAAUAGAUUUAUAUACAUAUACUGGGAAGGGGCAACUACUACCUUGACCUCACCUGACCCCCCUCUUGGUGUUGCCAAGGUCACUGACCUGGGAAUCACAGUACAAAGUCUGUGUGUUGAGCAUGGUGGUAAGAAGUGCUGGUCGGUUGGAAGCAGGAAGGCAGUCAUCAUCAUAUUAGACUCGAGCAUCAAAUCUUAAUGCUUUGACUGUGGUCAUCGUUUAAAGUGGCAUUUAUUUUAGUUACAUAAGAUUGUCUGGCAGGUUUGAAUCUCGAUUCUACAAUGUUUGACAGUUUGUUUAAACAUCUUUAUAUUUUCUGCAUAGUUCUAGAUUAUAUUGGAAUUACAUUGAUAUUCCACAUCCUUCCUGCUCUCCUCUGGCACGCUAUGAAAGAAGGUAUGAUAGAGCCACGUACGAUUAACAAGCAGGCCUUGUGUUUACCACAGGAUCUUUCUCAGUCAUAAGUGAAAGAAUAUUAAGUUUGAGUUUUUUGGCAUGAGUGUAUUUCAGUACGGUUGAUAAAGAGUAGUUUCGCUAACUACAAACAUGAUAAUGUUCUUAUUUCUUUUCAUUCAUUUCACCCAAGAUUUUAUUCACAUUAUUCUUAGAAUUUUUCACCCAUAUACGAGGUGUACACGUACUAAAUACGGGCUCUUUAUGAAAAGUGUGCGCUGUGAGUUUUUAAUUUUAAAAAUACUUAGGAGGGUACAAAAGUGUAUGUCCUGCUGUAAGGUGACUAGAGUUGUGUGAAAAAAAAAAAGCCUUCCUUGAAUAGGGCAUGGAGCUUUCUUUAUAGCUAUAUUAGUGUGAACGAAAUUUGUAGACCUCCAUGUUUUUUUUUUUUUUUUUUUUUUUUUUUUCCCAGGAAUGGCAUACUAGUGUAAUUUCAUUGAAGUGUCAUCAUUAACUUGUAACAAAAUAUUUUGAAGGGGGAUGUCACACAGCAGACUAAUGGAUGGGAAGGACCCAGUAGUUAGUGCUAGGGCCUAGUGAAGAUUGAAAGUACAGUAUGACUUAACAUCUGCAUGUAUUCAUGAUGGAAUGUUUCCGGUACAUGGAAUUUUUAAGUGAUGAAAUUUGGACAAAAUGUAUGAAUUAUGAAAUCUGGCCAGGAAUGGUUUCUGUGAGCCAAUGUUGUAAAGUUGUUUUAGUGAAUGUUGCAAGACAGGAGUGAGUUGCCAUAAAUAGGAUGGAAUGUGAAAAGUCAAAAAGGCCCUGAGGAUUGUAUCAGGUAGGCCCACUUGAGAUUAAAAUGGACCCUCUUGAAGCAAGUGCUCUCAGGCUGCUUGAAAUGCAAGAACUUUGUGUGCUUUCUACUGUUGUCCUUUCGGGCGUGAUUGUGAAUGUUUGUAUUGCUAGAGUGCUCUGUCUUAAUAAACGAUUCACAGCCA